GAUUCGUGAUCCUUCGUCGCCCAUCGUGAUUUACAAGCUUCUAAAUACCCCAGAGUUUCUCGACCAUGAUUAGGACUUUGUGUUGUGUUUUGGUUUUGUGUCAUGUAUUGCCACAAACCUACAGCUCAUGUGGUCACCCAGUCAAAAACCCCAUCCAUUACCACAGCGAUCACUUCGACCGCGUGAUAGGGGGUGAGGAAGCUCGCAUGGGGUCCCUGCCAUGGAUGGUGAUGUUGACGGAGAAUGGGGCCCAGGUUUGUGGUGGAUCGGUCAUAACAGACAGACUCGUGUUAACGGCAGCCCAUUGCUUCGAAGACCCAGAGAGUCUUGACCCAAGACGAUGGCUUGCCUAUGUCGGAAAGCAUCAUCUUCGAUACCAGGACUUAACUGAACAGAAACACACGAUAAACCAGAUAAUGAUGCACGAGGGAUACGACAAGGAUACAGCCAGAAAUGACAUAGCGAUACUCAUUUUGAACGAGCGUGUGAUGUUCAAUAGCUUUGUCAUGCCCAUAUGCUUACCUGGUUUCUCCCUGAGUUCUUUACUAAAUCACCACUCUCAUUCUAAUCAUGUUUAUGGCAUCGUGGCUGGAUGGGGGGACACAAGAGAGGAUAACCCACGAUUUGUAUUAAACCAAGUAUCACUACCAAUUCUUAACGACCGAGUGUGCGGUGCCCACAACUGGUAUGGGAGCGAAUUUUUGCCACAGACCACUUUUUGUGCGGGGUAUGAACAAGGCGGGAAAGACGCGUGUUUAGGUGAUAGUGGAGGUCCGUUUAUAAUAAAAAACCACAACGGAUUAUGGGUACAAGUCGGUAUCACGAGCUGGGGGUACGAUUGCGCUCAGCCUCGGGCUCCCGGAAUCUACACUGACGUCACAAUGUACAUGCCGUGGAUCACACAGAAAGCACAGAAGUUUAAUAUAUACAUUCCAUAUUUGGCUACUUGAUACUUCAAGUUUUUGUUUGCUUUUUUCAAAGAAUCUCUUAAAAUCGGUUUUCUUGUAUAGUACGAAAUGACUUUUCCAAAUGAACUUAAAAAUAUAAAGAAACUGUGCAAGUUUGGAAAAUGUGCAUCAUGAUAUUGCGCUAUUUAAAUGAAAACAGCAGAUAUAGA
Molecule: messenger RNA, 1117 nt
Organism: Magallana angulata
Lineage: Eukaryota; Metazoa; Mollusca; Bivalvia; Ostreida; Ostreidae
Product: transmembrane protease serine 2-like
Exons: 7
Coding region: 66-950 (294 amino acids)
Biological process (GO): proteolysis
Molecular function (GO): serine-type endopeptidase activity
Source: RefSeq, a predicted model, not a curated record